AUGGCUUGUGCCUCUAAUGCCUCACACACACCAAUAUUUCUUUUAGUGGGGUUAUGGAAAGGUGGCCCUCCUAAUAGUCUUCUUUUCCUGCUGUUCUUGACUGCCUACAUGGGUGCUAUGGUGGGUAACUUAACACUAGUCCUUCUUAUCUCUUGGGACUCACGGCUUAGCACUCCCAUGUACUACCUGCUACGUGGGCUCUCUGUGAUUGACACAGGGCUGGCCACAGUUACCUUACCCCAGGUGCUGGCCCACCUGGCUUCUGCCCAACCAGCCAUUCCUGCUAUCCGUUGCCUACUCCAGUUUUUCUUCUUCUAUGUAUUUGGUGUCACGGACACACUAGUGGUGGCGGUCAUGGCUGUGGACCGUUAUGUGGCCAUCUGUAACCCAUUGCACUAUCCAGCUGUAAUGAACCAACAGGUCUGUGGCCGUUUACUAGCUUCUUGUUGGACUGUGUCCUUCAUUCAUUCUCUUCUGCAUGUAGGGCUCCUAUUUCCCCUCCAGUGGACUGGUGACAAUGAGGGUGUUGUCUAUCUCCCCCACUUUUUCUGUGAUCACCGACCCCUACUGAAGGCAUCCUGCUCUGACACUAAACCCAAUGAGUUGGCCAUCUUUCUGGAGGGUGGCUUGCUCAUGAUGGGACCCUGUAUUCUCAUUCUACUUUCCUAUGCCCGCAUUGCAAUUACUAUCUCACGGCUGCCCUCAGCUGCUGGCCGAAAGAAGGCUUUCUCCACCUGUGGUUCCCAUCUAACCAUGGUCACUUUCCUCUAUGGCACCAUCAUCUGGGUAUAUUUUCAGCCACCCUCCCAGAAUUCUCAGCAGCAAGACAUGGCAGCUGCUGUGAUGUAUACAGCCAUUACUCCUCUGGCCAAUCCAUUUGUCUACAGUCUCCGCAAUAAGGAUGUUAAGGGUGCCUUUCAAAGACUUCUUGUUCCCAAUCGAGUCACCUCCUGA
Messenger RNA from Monodelphis domestica (gray short-tailed opossum), 954 nucleotides. RefSeq names its product olfactory receptor 1B1-like. Gene Ontology annotation, biological process: G protein-coupled receptor signaling pathway. Gene Ontology annotation, molecular function: olfactory receptor activity; G protein-coupled receptor activity. NCBI's taxonomy places the organism in Eukaryota, Metazoa, Chordata, Mammalia, Didelphimorphia, Didelphidae. The record is from RefSeq and is a predicted model, not a curated record. Gene Ontology annotation, cellular component: membrane.